Molecule: messenger RNA, 1056 nt
Organism: Miscanthus lutarioriparius
Lineage: Eukaryota; Viridiplantae; Streptophyta; Magnoliopsida; Poales; Poaceae
Source: the annotation of a GenBank genome assembly
AUGGCCGUGGCCAUCAUCAUGCAGCACGUGGCCUGGAGCUUCGCGGAGGGCACCUUCGCGCGCGGCGACGUGGUGCUGAUGCUCCACUACACCUACAGCUCCGUCAAGAACUCUAUCCACGCGUACGUGGUCCGCGCAGGGGCCACCAUCAUUGAGGUGCUGCUCCCGUUCCCCAUAGCCUCGCCGGGCGCCGUUGUCGCCGAGUUCCGCGCCGCGCUCGCGCUCGCCAAGGCCGGGGGCCGCAGCGUCCGCCUCGCCGUCAUCGACCACAUCACCUCCAUGCCCAGCGUCCUCCUCCCCGUGAAGGAGCUCGUCACCAUCUGCCAUGAGGAGGGCGUGGACAAGGUCUUCGUCGAUGGUGCGCACGCCAUCGGCCUGGUGCCCAUCGACGUGCGCGACCUCGGCGCCGAAUUCUACACCAGCAACCUCCACAAGUGGUUCUUCUGCCCUUCCGCCGUGGCCUUCCUGCACAUCCGCAAGGAUGACCCUAUAGCCUCACAGCUCCACCACCCCAUUGUGUCUAGCGAGUACGGCAACGGGCUGCCCAUGGAGAGCGCCUGGAUUGGGGUGCGGGAUUACAGUGCCCAGCUCGUUGUGCCUGAUGCCAUUGACUUCAUGAGCCGGUUCGAGGGUGGCAUCGAGGGGAUAAGCAGACGGAACCAUGACAAGGUGAUCGAGAUGGGCACGAUGCUCGCCGAGGCAUGGGGGACGUUUCUUGGCUCGCCACCGGAAAUGUGCGGAAGCAUGGCUAUGGUGGGGCUGCCUGGUUCCCUUGGCAUUGAGAGCAAUGGUGAUGCGAUGAGAGUGAGGGACAUGCUGAGGAACGAAUUCAAGGUCGAGGUGCCAACAUUCCACAACUCAAGAAGCAUUGAAGAAGGACAAGAGAUGGCCAAGGAUGCCAAGGGCGAUCAAGUGACUGGGUAUGUGAGAAUCUCACAUCAGGUUUACAAUGUCAGGGAAGAGUAUGAGGCCCUAAGAGAUGCUAUCCAUAAGCUUGUUCUUGAUGGUUUCUCCUGCAGCAAGCUGAGACCUUCUGGGAAGGUUCUCUCUAACUGA